UAAACACUUUGUUUCCCCAAGGUUUUCACUAUUUUCUUCCUUUAUACAAGAGAUUCUUCUUGAUCAGAUGUUCGUAGUUCAAUUGCCAAAUUCCUCUCGCCAAUCCUGAACGAUACAUCUACGUACCUCAAAUCCCAAAGUAACCAUGUCGAACAAUAGUAAGAGCUCCUGCAUUGCUGUGCAAGGCUCUGUAACCUCCGACCCAACUACUACGUCGCAUAGCUCUUCGAACGCACACUCUCCUACUGAAGCUGGGCAUCUCUCUACACAUCGCAUUCACCGCUACCUUGUCGACAACGACUCUCCCGUGCCAUACGUCCUGCCUACUGUCCAUGUCAAUGGCAACCUCAACAGAAGUUCAACUGCUAUACAUACAAUGAGCGGGAAAUUGCAGCAGUUCGAUAGAAUAUUCUAGCGUAAAUGAGAGGCUUGGCACAUCACUUGAAGGUUCAAAGUGGGCUUGGCAACGUUGGAUGGUUACAAGAGAGGCCUUUAGGAUGAUUCGAUAACUUAACAGGAAUGGGAAACUUGUCACCAAUUUGUUAACAUUUUCAUUGAGGUUUCUUUACCAAGUGACAUUAAGAUAACAGUGAGUAAUAGGUACGCUUAAUCGUGAGUCUCCUUUCAAUCAAGAGGCACUUGUGCACUUGUAUGAAGGCUAUGUAGAGAGAGACCAGCCAACUUUGUGGUCAUAAAAGAAUGGUGAACGUGACUGAUGAGUUCUACCAUAGUAAGUGUACGGUCUGCCCUCAAUCGCUUAUAGGAACAGGAACCACCGGGGGUCAUUGGUACGAAUUUCAUGUACCAUUCUCUGUACAACUCAAGUGAUUAAGACAAGUAAGCCUCUGACAUGACGUUCAGUGUAUUUUUGUGGUAAAAGGUGAAGUAAAUCGAUAUCCCAGACUUCAGGAAAUUCAAUAGGACAGGCUAGCGCUCUAUGAUCUUCGGAACUGCUGACCUUGACAUGGACCUGAUGAAGAUUUCUCGGUCUAAUCCACAACGAAAGGGAGACACACGUCAACGACAAGUUGGAAGACGAAGCAUUGAAAUCAGUAAUGUUCAAUCGAUCUGGAUUCGUCCCUGUUCAACUCGAAUAGCGACUUGAGUCUCAAUCAUCCAGCAGAUAGCAUAGAAUUCUACUUGAACUCAAGCCACGAGGUGGGUAGUGUAUUGCUGACCGCCAUGCUUCACCAUUAGUAAUUGUAUGUCCAAAAUGUUGGCAAAUAGCACGUGAACCGUGUGCUGAACUCGGCGAAUCACAAUCCUGGAAGUAAGUCGGUUCCCUUCUCAAACCAUACUUCACCAUCAUGCCUUGUAAGAUGGCCUAUUGGUAUGUUGAAAUGAGUAC
Messenger RNA from Botrytis porri, 1348 nucleotides. RefSeq lists its product as uncharacterized. The transcript has 2 exons. The record is from RefSeq and is a predicted model, not a curated record. NCBI's taxonomy places the organism in Eukaryota, Fungi, Ascomycota, Leotiomycetes, Helotiales, Sclerotiniaceae. The coding region runs from base 146 to 415 and encodes 89 amino acids.